CGGCCACCGAAUUUGAUCUGGCUGACUCGGAGCAAGAAAUCCGUACUCAACAUGACAGGACGAGGCAAGGGCGGAAAGGGGCUCGGAAAGGGUGGCGCCAAGCGUCAUCGCAAGGUGUUGCGUGAUAACAUCCAGGGUAUCACCAAGCCUGCAAUCCGUCGUCUUGCUCGCCGUGGAGGUGUCAAGCGUAUCUCUGGUCUCAUCUACGAAGAAACCCGUGGUGUCCUCAAGGUGUUCCUCGAGAACGUGAUCCGUGACGCCGUCACCUACACCGAGCACGCCAAGAGGAAGACCGUCACCGCCAUGGACGUCGUGUACGCCCUCAAGCGCCAGGGACGCACCCUGUACGGUUUCGGAGGUUAAACGUUUUCACCGUCAACUAUUACCACCAAAACAAACAACCCCCACCAAACCAAAAACCUUGGACCUAUCUUAGGUCCUACAAAUACUCUAUAAAGAGGAUAUGAUUUGACAGCUCUCCUGCUUGUUCGUUACACGGUCAAAAACAAACCCAAAAAUAAUCCCCAAACAAACUUGGGCGAGUCCCCAGUGUAAAUAUUGUUUUUCUAGCACCACUAUUGUUGUUAUUGUUAUUAUUAUUAUUAUUAUCACUAUUAAACAUGUAAGGUGUGUAUGGUUAUAGUAAUUAUUAGUUAUAAUUUAAGCUUGAUAACCAACAUCAUGCAUAAGCAAGCAAGCAAGCAAACAAACAAUCAGGUGUAACAUGUUGGUAAACAUGAGUCCCCAGUGUUGCGAUUACAAAUAUUGUUUUUUCUUCUUGUUGUUGUUGUUAUUGUUAUUAAUGAGAAUAUUAUCCUUAUCAUUAUUAAGCUUGUAAGCUUUGAUAUGUCAUUAAAGUGUGCAUGGUUAGAGUAAGUAUUAUUGAUAAUUUGAUAACCAACAUCAUGCAUAAGCAAGCAAGCAAACAAACAAACACACACACAAACAAUCAGGUGUAACAUGUUGGUAAACAUGAGUCCCCAGUGUUGCGAUUACAAAUACUGUUUUUUCUUGCUUUUGUUAUCAUUAUCAUUAUUAAGCUUGUAAGAUUUGAUAUGUCAUUAAAGUGUGUAUGGUUAGAGUAAGUAUUAGUGAUAAUGUAAGCUUGAUAACCAACAUCAUGCAUAAGCAAGCAAGCAAGCAAGCAAGCAAGCAAACAAACAAACAAACAAACGCACACACACACACACAAACAAACAACCUGGUGUAACAUGUUGGUAUACUGCUGUGAGGGAAGUGUUGAGGAGUCUUAUUUUAUUAUUUGAGUAGUCAUGCUUUUCCUUGAGUGAGACGGAAAUAUCAUUGAAAUGCAACAUUAUUCUCCUUGUAUUUGUUUGCAUCAGCAUUAUUUCCUUCCUCGAGUCUAUUUGUCUUGAGUGUGCGUAUUCCAUGAUCCAUGUAUACAGCAGGCCGUCUAUGCUGAGAAGAAAGAGUAAAGUAGAUAUAAUGUCAGUGUUUGUGAUAAAUGGCUGACCGUUUCAUUUUGGUGCGACUUGAGUGCAUUGGGGCAGUAAUAUUUGAAAAGCGUGUAGCCACAAGUUUAAGGUAUCUUCCCUAAGGGUGUUUAGACACGUGUGUGCUGCUCAAGUGUAUAUAUGCAUGCAUGCAGGUGUGUUUGAGUUUGCUUCUAAAUUACCCAGCCCCCUGUGUGAAAGGAAUGAGACACGGAGGAGAGGGGUUUGAACACAGGUCAGCAAGAUUGCUAUACGAGAUCGCUGCCGCUGCUACAGAAAGACACACCGAGGAAAGGAGAAAGAUCCACAGAGGAAGGAAGAAAAAGACGCUCACACAGAGGAAGGGAGAAAAAGACACACAGAGCAAAGUAAAACAAUUAAUGCAAGCUACUCCUUCGAUUCACCACAGACACUAGUACAGAACACCUACAGUCUGUCAGAUAGAUAAAUAGAUACUCUACCUACCUACCUAUCUACAUAACCAACAGUAGACAUACAUACAUACAUACAUACAUACAUACAUACAUACAUAGAUGCAUAAUUGUACGGCCAACAUUCGAGUCUGGCUGGCUGGCUGGCUGUGUGUGUGUAUGUAUGUAUGUAACCCAACAUUGAGAAGGUAAACCAAAAAAAAAAAAGAAAAAAAA
Messenger RNA from Penaeus monodon (black tiger shrimp), 2101 nucleotides. RefSeq names its product histone H4. Gene Ontology annotation, biological process: nucleosome assembly. The transcript has a single exon. Lineage: Eukaryota; Metazoa; Arthropoda; Malacostraca; Decapoda; Penaeidae. Gene Ontology annotation, molecular function: DNA binding; structural constituent of chromatin; protein heterodimerization activity. Gene Ontology annotation, cellular component: nucleosome. The coding region runs from base 52 to 363 and encodes 103 amino acids. The record is from RefSeq and is a predicted model, not a curated record.